Molecule: messenger RNA, 5931 nt
Organism: Symbiodinium pilosum
Lineage: Eukaryota; Dinophyceae; Suessiales; Symbiodiniaceae
Source: the annotation of a GenBank genome assembly
AUGCAGGGCACAUGGAGUGAGCUGGCGCCAGAGUUUGUGCAAUGGCAGCAGGAUCUGGUGGCCUGCCUUCUGGAUCUUAAAGAAGACUGCGUUAUGUUCAGCCACUAUGUCGCGAUAAAUGCGGCGGUGGGUGCCGCUCAGAGCGACGACAGGAUGCGCAUAUUUGCGCCGGACAACUGCUCGGUUACCACGCUGACCAACGCAGACGGCAAACUCGGUAACGCCAUGCGCUUUCGAACCCCUCGCUUACACCUGGCCUGGCUGUGCAGCCUGAGCCUGUACAUGACAUCGGCGGCAACACCCAUCGGCGCAUCCGAAUGGCCAACCUACGGCAACGAUCCAGGCAGCUCCAAAUACGCACCGCUGGACCAGAUUGACGCGUCUAACGCAGCCAGACUAAGCCUGGCCUGGCAAUGGACAUCUCCGGACAACUCCAUUGUUGAAGCUAACCGUGCCUUAACCCCCUGGGGUUUCAAAUCAACGCCGUUGAAAAUAGGCAACCGGCUGUUUAUCAGCACAUCGCUCGGACAGGUUGCUGCCAUCGAAGCGGAUACCGGCACAACCCUUUGGACGUUUGAUACCCGCUCCUACGCGCAAGGCAGGCCGACUAACCUGGGUUUCAAUCAUCGUGGCGUGGCGUAUUGGCAGGACGCUGAAAACAGCGAAGAUGAGCGCAUCCUGAUGCCAACCAACAAUGCCUACCUAUGGGCGCUGGACGCCAAAACCGGCAAACCCGUGGCAGAUUUUGGGGAUAACGGUCGUACAGAUCUGACACUGGGGUUAGGCAGAGCGGUUGACCGCAAACUGUACUCUGUGAUCUCCGCGCCCAUUGUUGUCAAAGACAUCCUGGUGGUGGGUUCUUCAAUCAUGGAUGGUCCGCGCAACAAAGAAAUGCCGCCGGGACACGUGCGCGGGUUCAAUAUCCGCACCGGGGAACAGGCGUGGAUGUUUCAUACCAUCCCCCAGGGCAAAACCCCUGGCGCAGAUACCUGGCAGGAUGAAGCCUGGCGAUACAGUGGCAACACCAACGUCUGGACCGGCAUGAGUGCUGAUCUUGAACUGGGUUAUGUCUACCUGCCUACCGGCACGCCAACAAACGAUUGGUACGGUGGUCACCGCCUGGGACAGAAUCUGUUUGCCGAAAGCCUUGUGUGCGUGGACGCCGCAACCGGUGAGCGGGUCUGGCACUUUCAGAUGGUGCACCAUGGUUUAUGGGACUACGACCUGCCCGCUGCGCCGACGCUGGUGGACAUCAACGUUGACGGCAAAACCAUCAAAGCGGUUGCUCAGGUAUCCAAACAGGCGUUUGUCUACGUGUUUGAUCGCGUCACCGGCGAACCGGUCUGGCCCAUCAACGAAACCAAAGUGCCAACAUCAAAGGUGCCCGGCGAAAUAACUUCUCCUACACAACCUAUUCCCAGCAGACCUGCGCCCUUUGAUCGCCAGGGUUUGCAGAUUGAUGACCUCACUGAUUUCAGCCCGGCGCUGCGUAAAGAAGCCGAACAGAUCAUCAGCGCCUAUGACUACGGUCCGCUGUACACACCACCCAGCUUGAAAGGCACCAUUAACGUACCCGGCUGGGGCGGCGGCGCGAACUGGUCCGGGGCCGCCUUUGAUCCUAAGACCCAGAUGCUUUACGUCCCGUCCGUGACGGGGCCGAUGGUUGUCAAACUCAGCAAAGGCAACCCAGAUGAAACCAACUUCAACUAUGUCCGCAGCGCAAGCAUCAACCGGCUUGCCGGGCCGCAAGGUUUACCAUUGACAAAACCGCCCUACGGCCGCAUCACGGCCAUCGAUUUAUCCACCGGCAACCACGCCUGGAUGGUACCCAACGGUGAUGGGCCGAGGCAGAAGGUGAUCGACCUGGGCCUGGCUGACCCAGGCCCACUCGGCGGGUCCGGCACCGGUCCGGUCGUUACCGAUACGCUGCUGUUUCUGGGCCAGGGUGAUGGCAAACGCAACCUCCUGCGUGCGUUUAAUAAAUCCAACGGUCAGGUUGUUGCGGAGAUUGAACUACCCCUGCGGCCAUGGGGUACACCCAUGACCUAUAUGAGCAAUGGCAAACAGUAUGUGGUUCUAGCCACUGGCCAGGGCGCCAAUGCCGGGCUCAUCGGAACAGUGAUACAACAAUUUGCCCAGCACAAAGUGGCCGCCAACAUGGUCAUGAUACUGAUGAUCCUGGCAGGCGUUUGGGCUGCACGCAGCAUGCCCACCAUGCUGGAUCCACCGGCAAAUUUUCCACUCGUAUCCGUGCAGGUGACCUGGGUCGGUGCUGCCGCAGAAGACAUUGAAGCGCUGAUUACCACGCCCAUUGAGCAGCAGCUGCGAACGGUUAAAGAUCUUCACAAACUCGCAUCUCGCACCGUUAACGGGUACACCUACAUCCAGGCGUUAUUUAACUAUGACGCAGAUAUGACUCUGGCCCUGGAUGCGGUCAAACAACGUGUUGCCAACAUCCGCAACUUUCCACGUGAUAUUGAACCUCCUCAAAUUGCCCGUUUAAUUGAUACCGAACCGGUUUCAACAUUGCUGGUCACCAGCGACGGCACCCUUGCAGAACUGAUUCCACUCGUGCGCAGUUUUGAAAAAGACCUUCUACGUCGAGGUAUCGAAGGUAUUCAGUAUGACGGCCUGCCUACCGAAGAAAUUGCCAUAUUAGUCAGUGGCUCACGUCUGCAGGAGCUGGGCUUUACCCUGCAGGAUGUCGCUGCGGAAGUAGGACGGGUCAGCCAGGACGUCCCCGCCGGCGCCGUUGGACGUGGUCAGGGCUCACACCAGUUACGCAGCCUGGAUCAACGCAGAGAUCCACUGGCGUUUGAACAGCUGCAACUUGAAUCUGAAGGGCAGCUGUUACGUUUAAAAGACUUUGCCAGCGUUGUACGCCGCCCCCAGGAGGGACAGCCGCGCGUGACCAGCGAAGGCAGAGUAGCUAUUGAAAUGAUGUUGUGGCGCGAUACCAGCUCUGAUGCAUACGCGGCCGACAAACUUGUUAAGUCGUGGAUGGAAGAUAUUCGCCAGACACUGCCUGCCGGGGUUGAAGUAAAAGAAAUCAACAACGUCUGGGCCCUGCUCGGCACCCAGCUCAAAAUGAUUGCGCAAAACGGGAUGUCAGGUUUGCUGCUGGUGGUUGCUGUGCUGUUUCUUUUUCUUAACGCACGUGCCGGUUUCUGGGUGACCGUGGGCAUACCUGUCAGCUUCAUGCUGGGGCUGGCGAUGUUCUAUGCCUUAUUUGGCUACGGCAUAUCUAUUGUUGCGCUGAUCGGCUUCAUUAUGGCACUGGGUAUUGUGGUCGACGAUGCCAUUGUUGUCGGAGAGGAUAUUGUCAGUUAUCACGAACAGGGGAUGUCAGCCGCCGACGCCUCCGUUGCUGGCGCGCAACGCAUGUUUCUACCCGUCAUGACCUCUUCUUUAACCACUAUGGCAGCAUUUAUCCCCUUACUGAUCAUGGGCGGCAUGAUGGGCGAUAUGGUGCUUGCACUGCCAACCGUACUGUUGUGUGUGAUCGUCGCUUCACUGAUUGAAUGUUUUCUGGUCUUACCCGGACAUCUGCGACACUCCCUGGCCAGGGUGAGCGUGCAGGAAAAGCCCGCUUGGCGAAUCAGAUUUGAGGCAGGAUUUGCGCAUUUCAGAGACAACAGAUUCAUGCCUUUAGUGGACAAAGCGCUGCGCCACCCCACUACCACCCUGUGCGCGGCAUUCGGUGGCGUAUUAGUGGCCAUCUCGCUGGUGGCAUCCCAGCACGUGGGUUUCAAUCUGGUCACUGGCUUCGACUUUGAAUCCGCCUACGCCAACGUGGAAUAUGCCGGCUCAGCCACUGACGAACAGAAACUCGAGUUCGUAGAACAUCUGGAAAACACCCUCGUUGAGGCGAACAAACAAACCGGCGAACAGAAUGUCCUGGGCUGGACCGCCCGCUACAAUCGUGCCUGGUUCAACAACGACCGCCUGCAGGGUGAGCAAUAUGCAUCCGUAAAUGUACAGUACGCCUUUGAGGAACAGCGCAAUACAAGCCCGGCAGAUUUUGUCGACUUGUGGACAAGCCUGGUCACUAAACCACCCUUCGUUGAGCAAUUGACUAUCGCCGUUGACGGCGGUGCUAAUAACGGGCAGCCGGAUAUAACCCUGAUUCUUCGCGGCAACGACACAGAAAAACUCAAGCAGGGUGCAGAAGAUCUUUCGACGAUGUUGUCGAGUUACCCCGGGGUGUCCAAUGUCACGGACAACCUUCCCUACGGCAAAGACCAGAUCAUUUUUGAAAUGACCCCCAGUGGUCGAGCCCUGGGCUUGACCGCCGAGCGCAUUGGCAGCCAGCUUCGCGCGGCCUACUCUGGCGAGCGCGUGCAGAUAUUCAACGAACUCGACAAUGAACUUGAGGUGCGCGUCAUGCUGCCUGAUCACGAGCGCGAAAGCCUCGGAUCAUUACAGAAAUUCCCCAUACGCACGGACGACGGAGCGUAUGUGCCGCUUGCUAACGUUGCGGUCCUCUACAACCGACGCGGCAUCGAUGUCAUUCGACACUCCGACGCCCAACAGGCCGUUGCUGUUUCUGCCGACGUAAACGAAGCCGUGAAUAAUGCCAUGUCUAUUGUCAGCGACAUUGAAGAAAAUCGUCUGCAGGAACUCCUUGACCGCCACGGCCUGACAUUUGGCUUGGGCGGCCAGACGGAACAGGACAAAAUAAUGCUCGAGACCAUGGCCCUGGGCGCCCUGCUGACGCUGGGGCUUAUCUACCUGAUUCUGGUCUGGGUUUUUUCUUCUUAUUUGUGGCCUCUGGCAAUCAUGGCCGCCAUUCCUUUCGGGCUUACCGGCGCCGUCCUCGGACAUUGGGUGACCGGCUGGGAUAUCGGCGCCAUGUCACUGCUGGCCUUUUUCUCCCUGACCGGAAUUGUUGUAAACGACUCGAUUGUAUUGAUCAGCUUUUUGCGCCGCCACAUCGAUGACGGCACUUCGCUUGUCGAAGCCUUGCGUAUGGCGGUGCAAUCACGCUUUCGCGCGGUCAUCCUGACCUCUCUCACCACCAUCGCCGGGCUACUGCCGCUGAUGUUCGAAAGCUCAACCCUGUCGAUGUACUUUGCCCCUAUCGCCAUCACCAUCUGUUUUGGCUUGAGCCUGGCGACACUGUUAGUGCUGAUUGUUGAAGGCGACUGGGUUAAACAAGGCGACCUUCUGGUCCAACUUGAUGACCGCGAAAGCAAGCUGCUGGUACUUGAGCGAGAAGCCGAGCUUGCUCAGCACAAAGCCAGCUUAGCCAGUAUGCGUAACCAGUUCGACCUGGAACAAAUGAACAGAGAACACUUCGCCUCCAAACUGGACGUAGCCAACGCUAAGCUUGCUCGCCACCAGGACCUGAUGACAAAACGCCUCAUCGCAAAAGGUCUGUUAGACGAAGUCAGGGCACAGGCAGACCAGGCUGCCAUCGACUACCGCGCCCACCAGCAACAGCUGGCUAAUCUUCCCAAUGAAAUAGCGGCACAUGAAGCUCGCGUAGCCAAGGCCAGCGCCCUGCUUGCAAAAGCGAAUCUGGACCUGGAAAAAACACAGAUACGCGCUCCAUUUGAUGGACCGGUGCUGGCCGUGCUGGCCGCCACCGGAGAUCACAGCAACCUCAGCAUGCCAUUGAUCGAAAUGGCUGAUAGCCAGACUUUUGAAGUACGUGUACAGGUUCCAGAAAAUUAUGCCGGAGAAUUCUCCACACCAAGCCUGCAGAAUACGGUUUUUGCCACCACUGAAGCUGGACAUCGUUUAAUCCUCACCCGCCUGGCUGCCAAGGUGAGCAAGGGUCAGACUGGCAUGGAUGCGUUUUUCACUUUCACGCAAGCAGAAGCCAGCAAAACCUUACUGGGGCGGGUCUUCAAUCUCACCGUGGAGCUGCCCGCACAGACUGAUGUCAUUGCAGUGCCUGUACAGUCAAUUUACGACAACAAUCGCUGA